Molecule: messenger RNA, 2975 nt
Organism: Juglans regia (Persian walnut)
Lineage: Eukaryota; Viridiplantae; Streptophyta; Magnoliopsida; Fagales; Juglandaceae
Product: putative disease resistance protein At4g19050
Exons: 2
Coding region: 442-2676 (744 amino acids)
Molecular function (GO): ADP binding; protein binding
Source: RefSeq, a predicted model, not a curated record
CCUAUUGCAUUCCAUCUACUAAACUCUUACUCAACAGCAUUCAAAGCUUGCCAACUUCUUCCCUUGAUUUCAAAUGGAGCCAAAAGCCACAGCCUCGAUGACAAUGCAACAAGAACAACAAUUCAAGAAAAUAGUGAAUCUGUUAGAGGACAAAAAGGCAAAAAGUACUAUUGCCCUUGUGGGGGAUGCAGGAGUAGGGAAAACUUGGAUGGCUAGUGAGAUCAAUGAUUAUUACAUCAAUGAAUCUAUCAAUGGCAGCUGCUUUUAUGGUACUCUUUGGUUCUCUAUGAACAAAAAGUAUGACGAAGGUCCCUUUAUGAAGUCAUUGCCCGUCAGUUGUCUGUACAUUCAAGUCUCGAGGAGAAUGAAGGUAAUGUCGAAAACAAGAUAACUGAGAAAGAGAAGCUCAAAGGGUUGGAAAACAAGAUUACUGAGAAACUCAUGGAAAUGAUAGAUGAGAAGUUUGGAGGAGAUAGAACUUCUGAAGAUAAAGCAUUUCUUCUAUUGAUUCUAGAUGAUGUUUGUUGUGAGAGUUAUGAAGAGGAAACUGUGUCCAAAUUGGAAAAGCUGCUGCUAAAGGAACCAAAAACUGCACUGAAGUUUUUAGUCACAAGAAGGAACAAAGCUCGCAGCAAUGAGACUGAGAAUGAGGAAGUGAUUGAGAUUAAACCCUUGUCAAAUGAAGAGUCAGGGACUCUACUGAAGAAACUGAUAAGAAUCUCAGUUCCCAACAAGGAAGGUUUUGGAGAAAGCAUUGGGAAUAUUGCAGAAAAGAGCAAAGGUCUGCCAGCUGCAGUAGUCAAACUGGUAGCAGAAGCCUUCAAUCAAUCCGGAGAACAUGAUUCAGGGCUUUUGAAGUUGGAAAGUGCUCUGAAAGAAGCAGGUAGUUAUGAGGAACUAGACAAAUGCAUAAGGCCGCUCCUGUGCUAUGUGAUUGACAUGCUGCAGGGUGGAGGGACCGACGCAGUUGAGGCUUUGGUUAACUGCUAUUGGCAUAGCUGGGAAUUCUUCCGCGCACAUGUUCAUGGAGCAAUAGAUUACAAUGAGUUGAUAUUGAGCUGGAUAUUGGAGGGAUAUUUUGGUUCUGCUGAUCAUGUCAAGGAGGCAUAUGAAGAGGGUUAUCGUGUGCUGAUGAAGCUUAUUGAACGUGGGGUGAUAAAAAUGCAAGAAGGUAAACUUGUUAUGAUGGAAGAAUUGGUUCUUACGGUCCCUGAUUGUCGUCGUGUUGGAUAUGAGCAGAGAUCAAUCCUGGGAUUGGCUCGUGUUCUUGACGAAAGCAUUUGGGAAGGUUUUGGAACAGUUGCACCUUCAGAUGAUAUGAUAAUGAUACCGAGAAUUCACCCAAGACAGAGUAAUGUUUCCACUCUUCUCAUUCAUGAAAGUCGUCUAAGCGGGGCAGAACCAGAAACAUUCUUUAAGCCGAUGCUGGGACUCCAAAAUCUUGCCGUCAUCAAUCCCAGGUUCAAGUCAUUGCCUCCAUCACUGUCUGAAAUGGAGAAGCUUCAGAUGCUGGUUCUCAGAGGCUGUGAUCAGUUGCAAAACAUCGAUGAUAUCCAACGCUUGAAAUCAUUGAUAGUUUUGGAGAUAUCCGAUGCUUGCUUCUUAGAAAACAUCAGAGAUGAUCUUUUUGAGCAAAUGACUAAUCUUCGGAGCCUCAACUUUUGUGGAGUCCCCAUCAAAACGCUGCCUUCCUCUCUUUCCAAACUGAGCCAACUGCAUUGGCUCAUCCUUAGAAGGUGCUCUUUUCUGGAAAGCUUGCCAAGUCUAAAAGCACAUACAAAUCUCGAGGUGCUUGAUCUUUCUGGUUCUACAUCUUUGCUAAAGAUUACAGACAAAACAUUCUCCUAUCUUAAGAAACUCCAUUUCCUUGACUUUUCCCAUACCUCGAUUAAAAGAUUGCCAAUCCUUGGCAAGCUUGAAAAUCUCACUCGACUCUUACUGCGCGGCUGCAAGUUAACUAGAUUACCUUCCUUUAAAGCCUUUCCUGCUCUUCAGUAUCUUGAGCUUUCAGGUUCUAAUAUGUUGAAGGAAAUCAAUGGAGAUUUUUCUGAAAAUAAGGAUAAGCUCCUGAUCCUUGAUUUGUCUAAGACUGAAAUCAAAUGUCUGCCUUCCAAUUUCGGCAACUUUCCAAAUCUUGAGUUGCUUGAUCUUUCUGAUGCCUCUAAAUUGGUUGAAAUCCCAGAAAAAGCCUUCAAAGAAAUGGUUUGCCUCAGUCAUCUCAACCUCUCAAACACCAAACUUGAACAUCUACCAAACAUAUCCAACCUUGUUAACCUUCGUCCGCUCUUUCUAAAAGGUUGCCCAUUACAAGAAUUUCCAAGAAUGGAAGGGGGGGUUCCAAGACUUGAGGUUCUGGAUCUGUCGGAGACAGCAAUCACGUCUCUAUCAUUAAACAAUCUUGGCAGUCUCCGGGAGCUCAAGUUAAGAGGCUGUUCGAAGUUGGAGCAGCUUCAACAUUUGGAAUCGCUUGUUCAUUUAGAGGUUCUUGAUUUCUGGGAGACGGGAAUCAACAAAUUUCCCCACGAGAUCUAUGAGUUGACUCAGUUGAAGCACCUUGAUCUGCCAAAGGGUAUUCAAGAACUUGACUUGCGGAAGAUGAAGCACCUGCCAGAGGAGCUAAACUGGGAUGAAUGCGGCAUCUCCGAGGUGGGAAAACAUGCCGUGCAUAUUGGUUAGAGGUAUGGAGAUAUCCAAAGUUGAUCCUAGAUUUAGAAGAAUUUACUUAAAAGAUUGUCUUUUCCUGAGGUGUGUUGCCGAUAUUUGGAAAUUGUUGGAUUUGAUUGUUUUCCUCGUGAAUGGUAUGCGUACGUGUGAUGGAUGUGUCUUUGACCGGAAAUAAGUUCAUCGGACUGUUAUCACCUACGAACUCUCUUUAUUUACUUGUUCUAAUUUGUUGGUUUGGUUUUCCUUUUGAGGUUGAUUAACAUGUAAUAGCCUAUGUGCUACGUAUUUGUAUAUUCAAAUCCAUUUUGUUA